UUUGGUUUUUCUACUAGGAGGGACGGGAUGUUGUAGAACUCGAUAGAUUCUUAUCAGAUAGCACAUCAAAGAUAGGAGUGAAUUCUACUCAGUGUCUAUUCAAAGGAUGUGAGUUUCUAAGUACAAAAUGGAGGAUCCGAUUCGUAAACCCUCUUAUAGGAAACCAUCUAUUUCAAGAUUGUCGUCUCUGAACGAAAACUUACAAUCUAUUUCUGAUAAUGAAGAUUGUGCGUUUGAAACCGAAAGAAGUACAAAGAAAGUGCGUAAGUUUUCAAGAAAACAAAGUCGGAGUAAUAUUAUGCUCGGAGCAUUGAAGAAAGACUUACAAGAGAUUGAAGCGAACCCAGCAAUAAGAAAACACAGAAAAAGUAUACAAAGAAUUGAUUCACGUGAAAAUCAGGUGAAUCGAAAUCUUGAGGUGUUUAAUGAAACGGUGUCAAGAAUGUCAUGGCCUCGUGACCAACAGAAGCGACGUCGCUAUAGUAGUUUCGGCGGUCUAACGUCACGUUCACGACGGAAAUCAUCGGUUUCAAGUGUUUCAUCAGGUGAAAUAGUUCUAACGGAUAGGGAAUUAAGAAAAAUUACCAUGAUGCAAACACUUCAAAAUAUGGGAGUGAAAUUUCCAAAGAAACGUCCCCAAAACGUCCCUCAAAGUCCAACAAUGAAUGAAGUCGAGGUUAUGGAAAACAUGCAGUUAAGAAAAAGACAUAGUUUAUCUACAAGAAUGUUAGAAGCAACGAAACUAGUUGAAAAAAGAAGACAACCCGAGACUCUCAAACCACUUGACAAUAUUAUCAGAGAGGUGACAGAAGUUAGCGAAAUGGUAACAGCUUCUUCGUCUGAUGAGAAGAAAAAAGGAAGUCGUCCAUCUUCUAAUGAGAGUCAAAGCAGCAACGUUAUGAGAGCAGUACCACGAGCAAAUUUCCAACCAAGACAUAGAGCCUCAAUCGCAGGGACAUCUGUAGCUAUGGAAGGUAUUGGUGCCUUUAGAAAAAGGAUCAAAAGAAGGAAGACACGUCCAAUACAGAAGUUUAAACGUCUUGCCAAAUUUCUGGUUGUUUUACUUCGUUCAUGGAGAGUCCAUGCACAAUCAGUACAUGAAAUCCUUUUGUCUUUUGAUAAUAUUGACGCAGUUACGAAUACUUCAAAUUCCGAGGUGGAACUCCUGUUUGAUAUCAGUGAAUAUAAAGCUGCUAAAGAGGCAAAAAUUUCCAAUGAAUUGAAAAGAAUAUUGAACAAGAAACCAGGAACGAGAACAAAGGAUGAGGUUUACUAUAUACAAAUUGCACUACGGAAUUACAAGUCAAUAGUUGAAUACCCAGUACAUAUGCAGAAAAUGCUAGCCGAAAAAGCUUGGUAUGAAUCAUAUGACGCAAAAAGAAUAAUCGUAAGAGAAGGUCAUGUGCCCAUGUGCUUUUACUUUCUCUUAACAGGAUCGGGAGUUGUUUCAGCAAUGGACAGAAAGACUAAUGUAAGAAAGACGAUAAUGUACCUUAGCAGAGGAGAUAGUUUUGGGGAACAAGCCAUUAUGACAAGAUCUUUACGACAAACAACAGUCAUAUCAAGAGAUAGAAUAGAACUAUUAACAAUUUCAGAUACCGAUUUUGUUGACAUUUUCAUGUCAGGUGGGUUACGGGAUCCCAAUGAUCCAUUUCUAAGGUCUUUAGAAUUCCUCAAAGAAUGGCCAGUGGAGCUAUUAUCUGAUAAUCCGAAGAAGGCAAUUUUCAGUUAUUUCAAGCGGCAGACAGUGUUAGUGGCAGAUAGCCAAAAAAACGAUUGGAUUUUCGUAGUAAAAUCUGGAAGCUGUAGUAUACUGAAGAAAUUAGAACCAGUAGCUCCGAAAAAAUCUCUAACUAAGGCCGCAAAACAACGCACAUGGAGAGAAAAUGUUGUUGGGGCUAUGGAUCAGGAUAAAAGCUUGUCACAUAACGAGCAACUUGCAUUGAUGUGUGAAGAAGAGAUUAAACGAUUGGAAGAGAAAAAUGCUAAUAUUCAUUAUUAUGCCUUGCCUGAAAUCAACGUUGCAACAAAUGCUGCCUAUUCCCAACUACGACAAGAACAUGAUAAAAUUGUUAACCAAAAUACCAUCACCCGAGCUUUACACGACUUGGAAAGUAUGAAUUUAGAUGAAGAGAAAAUGGCCAGUGUGACUGGAUCAAAGAACGAGUUAAUUCCUCCGCCAGUCCAAAGGCGUAAAAUGUCUCUUGUAGAUCUCAGUAAUCUGAUGUUAAAGACACCUUUUCUGAAAGCUCCGGGCCAUUCUGCUUCAACAGAACGUAAGAAUGAUUCCAUUGUUUAUCCUGUAACGACUACAGAAAAUGAAGAAGACGAAGAGGAGGAGGAACGACCAUCUACAGCUUCGACGAGAAAAGAUUUGCAAGAUGACGACAAAGAAGCAGAGAAAGCACCAAUAUUUGUUAAUGUGUAUACUUUAACAAAAGGAGAUGUUUUUGGUUUACAAGACGUUGUUUUUGACAACCAAACAUCUUUAAGUCUUGUUAGUAAUGGUGUCGAAGUUAUAAUGAUUCAUAAAAAGUUCUUUACAGAUCAACUUAACGUCUCACAAUUUGUGAGAUUACGUGAAAAGAUUUAUCCAUAUCCUUCUGAAGAGAAGUUAAAACAGGAUUUGACUGACCGUGUAUCAUGGGACUACCAGAAGAAAACAGCUUUUCUAAAUGCUCUUAGAAAUGCUGCAAUAAGAAAACAAAAUAUUCACGAUGCUCGGUCACACCUGACAAUACCCCCAGUUGUGGUUUGAGAUCAUUCGCACGUUCACUUGCCGAUUUACCGCCAGUUUUGUUUUCCUGAAUACUCAGUGUUAUCACACAAGUGCUAUA
Molecule: messenger RNA, 2837 nt
Organism: Mytilus trossulus (common blue mussel)
Lineage: Eukaryota; Metazoa; Mollusca; Bivalvia; Mytilida; Mytilidae
Exons: 18
Coding region: 128-2758 (876 amino acids)
Source: RefSeq, a predicted model, not a curated record